CUCUUUCCUUUCCAGAUUUUGGCAAUCAUUUCCAUCAUGUUUAUCGUACUAUCUACAAUUGCCUUGUCCCUUAACACACUUCCUGAACUACAAGGCGUGGAUGAAUUUGGGCAGACCACAGAUAAUCCGCAACUUGCCCACGUGGAAGCAGUGUGCAUUGCAUGGUUUACAAUGGAAUACCUCUUGCGGUUCCUAUCCUCGCCUAAGAAAUGGAAGUUUUUCAAAGGCCCGUUGAAUGCUAUUGAUUUGCUAGCUAUCUUACCAUACUAUGUGACUAUCUUCCUCACAGAAUCCAAUAAAAGUGUACUUCAGUUUCAAAAUGUACGACGAGUGGUCCAGAUAUUUCGGAUUAUGAGGAUACUCCGGAUUCUAAAGCUUGCCCGGCACUCAACGGGUUUACAGUCCUUGGGGUUUACACUGAGGAGGAGUUACAAUGAGCUGGGAUUACUCAUCUUGUUUUUGGCCAUGGGCAUUAUGAUCUUUUCCAGUUUAGUGUUUUUUGCAGAAAAGGAUGAGGAUGAUACAAAAUUCAAGAGCAUCCCAGCUUCCUUCUGGUGGGCAACAAUCACCAUGACAACAGUAGGCUACGGAGACAUCUACCCCAAAACACUUUUAGGUAAAAUAGUAGGAGGACUGUGUUGCAUUGCUGGAGUGCUGGUGAUUGCUCUUCCCAUCCCAAUUAUUGUCAAUAACUUCUCUGAGUUCUACAAAGAGCAGAAGAGGCAGGAGAAAGCCAUUAAACGCAGGGAAGCUCUUGAAAGAGCAAAAAGGAAUGGCAGUAUUGUCUCCAUGAACAUGAAGGAUGCUUUUGCCCGUAGUAUAGAACUCAUGGACAUUGUGGUUGAAAAGAACGGAGAAAGCAUAGCCAAAAAGGAUAAAGUUCAGGAUAAUCAUUUAUCUCCCAGCAAAUGGAAAUGGACCAAGAGAACACUCUCUGAAACUAGCUCUAGUAAAUCUUUUGAAACUAAGGAACAAGGAUCUCCAGAAAAAGCCAGGUCAUCUUCAAGUCCCCAGCACCUGAACGUCCAGCAGCUAGAGGACAUGUAUAACAAAAUGGCAAAGACUCAGUCCCAGCCAAACCUUAAUACUAAAGAGUCAAGUCAGCCUGGAAAGCAAAAGGAAGAGCUAGAAAUGGAAACCCUUCCUGGCCCUAUGGUGCCCUUGCUGACAACUCGUGCUGAUGGGAUCAUUGACAUGAGGAGCAUGUCCAGCAUCGACAGCUUCAUAAGCUGCGCAGCGGAGUUCCCUGACUCUGGCAAGUUUUCCCACAGCCCACUGGCUACCCUUCCCUGCAAAAGUGGCAUUAACAUGAUUCAAGAGCAGAGCAGGCCAGAGGGGAGUGGUGCCAGAUUUGUGGAAAUGAACCCAAGCUCCGAAGGCAGCCACCGUUCUGCGUUUUUCAUAGAAAGUCCCAAAAGCUCCAUAAAGGCCAGUAACCCGUUAAAACUAAGAUCUCUGAAAGUCAACUUCAUGGAAGAGGACACCAGCACAUUAGUACCAGCAUCAAAUGUACUGAGAAUAUAUCCAGAGCCUCUCAAGAGCCGGGGAGCUGCUGCCACCACAGAUACUUCCUUACUCUCUGACAGAUCUCUCAUGAGCCCAGAAACCUCAAUCUACACAACCGCAAGUGCAAGAACACCCCCAAAGUCACCAGAGACGCAGACAGCCAUAGCUUUCAACUUCCAUGAUGCUGGUAUACACAAAUAUAUAGAUGCUGACACUGAUGAUGAAGGUCAGCUGCUUUAUGAUUCAAGUCCGCCCGGAAAUGUGAGUCCCAAGUACAAUGUUAGAAACAGUGGCUAUCUAAAGCAAAAGGACAAUGUUUAUAGAACAGAGAAGAACCAUCUAGAAGCUGCUGCUUUACCCACCUCCCCCAAGCUGAUAGGGCAAAACUGCAUUUACUCUAUGGAAGGUAUCACUGGAAGAACCCAGGGCAAUCAGGAGACUGUCAGACUAGAAAAUCACAUUUCCCCAGAAGUCCAUGUAUUACCAGGCAGCGGAGGACAUGCUAACACACAUGAUCAAAGCAUCUGA
Messenger RNA from Balearica regulorum gibbericeps (East African grey crowned-crane), 2034 nucleotides. The record is from RefSeq and is a predicted model, not a curated record. Lineage: Eukaryota; Metazoa; Chordata; Aves; Gruiformes; Gruidae.